ACUCCCCUCCAGCUCCAUCACCCGGAAACACAUACAGCAGGGCUCAUUUAGCAUCACGCUUCCAUCAUGGCGGUGAAUCUUACCGAUCUCUCCCUGCCUCAAUUAGAGGGACUGAAAACUCAGCUAGAUCAGGAAGUUGAGUUCCUCACGUCUUCAAUCGGUCAGCUCAAAGUGGCCCAGACAAAAUAUGUUGAAGCAAAGGAUAGCUUGAAUGUCCUCAACAAAAACAACAAAGGAAAAGAAUUGUUGGUGCCACUUACCAGCUCUAUGUACGUCCCUGGAACAUUGAAUGAUGUGGAAACUUGUUUAGUUGAUGUUGGGACAGGAUACUAUGUUGAAAAGAGUGUUGACGACUCAAAGGCAUUCUUCAAGCGUAAAAUAGAUUUCCUCACGAAGCAGAUCCUUGAGAAAAUACAGCCGGCCCUUCAGGAAAAACACGGCAUGAAACAAGCUGUGGUGGAAGUAAUGAACGUGAAGAUCCAGCAGCUCCAACAGAGCCAGCAGUCAUCACAAAUGGUUGGGACCACCAGUGCUUAAUGAGCGCACCUGUUGCAACUCCACAUGACUACGAAGGGGGCUUACAAAUUUUGUUUACAUCUGCUGUCAGAGGUCAAGAAACAUACCUUCGCUGAUAUCUGGAGUCAUGUUAAAUCUUGAAGAAUAAAGAAUGUUUUUGUUUCUGUCUGAAAUAAGUACACAAACCUUGUUGUCAGUACUUUAUGAAAAGGCUGUUGUCAUGGUAAAGUGGUCUGGUGUUUUUGCUCCAUUUUAAAUUUGCUUUACUGAUAUUUGGUUUGUACAAUAAACAAGGUCGUUAUGCACACAAGGAA
Messenger RNA from Notolabrus celidotus (New Zealand spotty), 830 nucleotides. It is a transcript of the gene pfdn5, whose product is annotated as prefoldin 5. Gene Ontology annotation, biological process: regulation of DNA-templated transcription; protein folding. The coding region runs from base 67 to 537 and encodes 156 amino acids. Gene Ontology annotation, cellular component: prefoldin complex; cytoplasm. The transcript has 6 exons. The record is from RefSeq and is a predicted model, not a curated record. Lineage: Eukaryota; Metazoa; Chordata; Actinopteri; Labriformes; Labridae.